Molecule: messenger RNA, 4824 nt
Organism: Ectocarpus sp. CCAP 1310/34
Lineage: Eukaryota; Phaeophyceae; Ectocarpales; Ectocarpaceae
Source: the annotation of a GenBank genome assembly
AGCAGGCAACAAAGGGGUGUCCUUGCGGUCACACCCACGCACUUGGCACACACGCUGACGUGGGAAGGCAGUGCAUAUCGUGGACGACGACGGCGCCAUCGCGAGGAACAUUUCGCCGUGGAAGCCCGGGCACCAACAGCUCUGGUCUCUGGUCGAUUCCGUGGAACGAUUGACCGUUGUGAAUCGACAAACAGGAGCAGCCGCAGCAGCAACGUAACCUCAGGCUCAGACGGAAACUGGAACAAGAGACCCAGACACGUGCGAGAGAGAGAGAGAGAGAGAGAGAGAGAGAGAGAGAGAGAGAGGUCGAGCUAGGCAGCCAGAAGAGGUGGACACGAGAGCAAUCCACGAUGAGCGUGAAGCAGGUGCUCUCGGAGGCCCUGGGAGGCAUCCAGGGCGCAAACCAACCGAGAGGUCUUCACAAUUUCAUCCAGGAGAUCCGCCUCUGCUCCAACCCUACUCAAGAGCAGCAACGCGUGGACAAGGAGCUGGCAAAUAUUCGAAACAAGUUCAGCUCGAGCUCUGGACUGAGCAGCUACAACCGCAAGAAGUAUGUAUGGAAGCUGGUCUACAUGUUCAUGCUCGGCUACGAGAUUGACUUCGGACACAUGGAGAUGAUCAGCCUCAUCAACUCAACCAAGUACUCGGAAAAGAACGUGGGUUACGUGGCCGUCAGCCUACUCCUUCGGUCUGGGGACACGAUGAUGUCGCUUGUCAUCAACUCAAUCCGGAACGACCUCAACAGCCACUCGAGCCCCGCCCAGGCGACCACGUUGACUCUGGCGCUGGCAACGGUGGCGAACCUUGGGGGGAACGAUCUGUCCGACGCUCUCUUACCGGAUGUGGAGCGGCUGCUGGUGAUGAAGGGGACGGAUCCGGCCGUGCGAAAAAAGGCCGCGCUGUGCUUCCUAAGAUUCUUCAGAGAGAACCCUGGCAACCUCAUCCACUCGGAGCUAUCGGAAAAAAUGGCUCGUUUGCUGGAGAACAAGAACCUCGGCGUGGUGACGAGCGUCAUGUCCCUGCUGAUAGGAUUGGCGUCUAGGAGCCCGGGCAACUACGAGGGGCUUGUUCCUCACGUGAUCCAUCUUCUCACCCGACUGGUUAUCCACAAGGCAUGCGCGUCGGAAUACCUAUAUUACGGCACCCCGAGCCCUUGGAUGCACGUGAAGCUGCUAAAGUUCCUGCAGAUGUUCCCGCCACCGGCGGACGGGAGCCAGAGGGAGAAGCUCGACGAGGCUCUAGAGAAGAUCAUCACAAAGACCGAGAUCUCGGCGAGCGUGAACAAGAGCAACGCCGACCAUUGCAUCUUGUUCGAAGCCGUCAACGUCAUCAUACAUCAUGGUCGUGACAGCAACGAGGACCUUCGAUCGAAGGCGAUGACGCUGUUGGGGAGGUUUAUCGCUGUCAAGGAGCCCAACAUCCGCUACCUAGGGCUGGAAGUGAUGUCACGACUGGCCCGGCUGGAGGGAAACGAGACCGCUAAGAAGCACCAGGCCACGGUGCUCAUGUCCCUCAAGGACGCGGACAUCAGCAUUCGCCGGAGGGCGCUAGACCUGCUGUUCGUGAUGGCGGACGAGACCAACGGCGCGGAGAUCGUGGAGGAGCUGGUCACCUACCUGGCGGCUUCGGGGGCGGCGAUCCGGGAAGAGAUGGUGCUCAAGAUUGCCAUCCUGGCCGAGAAGUUCACCGACGAUCUCAAUUGGUAUGUGGACAAGAUGCUGGAAAUGAUCGCCGUGGCGGGCGACUCGGUAGCCGGAGCAGUCUGGCACCGCAUCAUCCAAAUCGUCACCAACCACAAGGACCUGCAGGCGUACGCAGCGGAGCGACUUUUCGCAACGCUCCAGUCGCCCCGUGCGCACGAGACCGCCGUCAACGUCGGUGGUUACAUCCUUGGAGAAUUCGGCUACUUCAUCGCAGAACAGGACGAGAUGUCGGGUCAGGACCAGUUCCACGUGCUCCACCAGCACUUCAUGGAGGUCGGGCCGGCGGCCAAGGCCCUGCUCCUGAGCACCUACGCCAAACUCGCCAACCUGUACCCGGAGUGCAGAGAGCUCGUUACACCGGUGUUCGAACGUUUCAGCUCGAGCCAAAACCUGGAGCUGCAGCAGAGAUCUUGCGAGUACCUGGGCCUGCCGGAGAUGGGCAUCGACGUGAUGGAGGAGGUGUUGAAAGAGAUGCCAUCUUUCCCGGAGGACAGAGAGAGUGGGCCCGAAGCGCGACUCCGCCGCAGGCUGGAAGAGCAGGAGCUCGGGGCGGAGGAGGGCCUCCGGGUUUCCGGUGCCGGAGGCGUCGACAACGACAACUACGACGACGACGAUGGCAACGGCCACCACCACGACGGCGAGGAGCACGAGAAGGGCAGCGGCGGCGGCGGCGGCGGCAGGAGGUGGGGUCCGGGCCGUACCGUAGUGUUCGGGUGGAGGUCGACGACUUGCUGGGCAUCGGUGGGGAGGAAGAACACGGACAAGCACCUCCCCAACAGCAGCAACAAGACCCCGGCGGGGGCUACGGCUACGGCGGCGCUGUCGCUCCCUCACCGACAGCAGUAUUGGUUGCUUCCAGGCCGAAAAACCGCUCUGACCUCUCCCCAACUCACCUCACUGGUGCAACGAUAUUUUUGCGCCUGCCGAAAUUGGUCGGAAUCGGAAUCAAAACCAGCGCUUGAUGCCUACUACGGUGGCGUGGAUACGCCCGCCCCGCUCGCAGCGGCACCUGCGACAAAUCUCCUGAUGGCCCCCGAGGACGCGGUCAUCAACAACAAUGGCAUUAUCAACAACAACGGGGGAAACGAUGGUGCGCUGGUGCCCGUUGAAGAUAGCGGGCCCUACGAUAACGACGGCGGUUACAACAACGUCGGGCAGGGUGCUGGAAAUCCCGGUUACGGCUCGGCGGUGGUCCCUUCCGGGGGCGAGCUGGUUUCUUACGCGGGUGCAGGAGGAUCCGCAGGGGGAGGAGGAGGGGGUGGGCUCUUGUUGGAUAGCCAGGGAGAGGGCAACGGCGGCGGCGGUGGCAGGACAGGGAAACUGUGCCCAACGUCGCGUGCCUCACUUGCCAUGGGGAGCUACGGUUCGCCGGACCCCGGCACCGGAGCUCUGUACGGUAGCAGCGGUGGCGGCUUGGAAGGGAUCAACAACACCAGCAAUACCAACGGAGCGAGGAUGGGAGGCCCUUCAGCAGGCGGGUACGGCGGGGGGGGCAUGUUGCAGGGUGGAGAAGGGGGGGGGCUGGGGGAACAAGGAGUCGUGGGAGUCCCGCCCGAGAUGCAGGCGCAAGUGUCGGCUUGGCUGAGGUCGCUGAUGGUCAGCGAUAAGGGAAUCCUGUUCGAGGGCGGUCCGAUUAAGAUCGGAGUUAUCCACGAAUACCGGUCAUCCCAGGGGCGGUUGACGCUCUACCUCUACAACCUGGCGGCCGCGCCUUUGACGGACUUGCGGCUAGGCGUUCCCUCGAUGCCUUAUCUCCGAUCUCAAAUCGGGCAAGGCCCUUCUGGGCUCGAUGUGGGCGGUAGGGCACAGCAGGUCUUGAUGUGCGAGUGUCUACAGCCGUUCCCGGAAGCCCCGGCUUUGACGGUUUCGUUCCUGAUGGAAGGCAGGCCUCACUCCUUCGAACUCACUCUUCCCCUGUCGGUGUGCAGCUUCAUUGAGCCGCUUCAGCUGGAAGCACAUGACUUCGCGCGGCGAUGGGAGAUGCUAGGGAACGCUUCGAAGGAGGAGAACGGGGAGGUCUGGGCGGGAGUACCGGUAACGGCCGCACGGUGGGCCGAGGUUCGCGGCAUGGUUACGUCGGCGAUAAAGAUGGGGAUCACCGAGGGACCGGACUCUACCUCCCACAGCAACGACAGCGGGACCUCCCUACGAGCGGCCGGCUCUCUCCGAACCGGCUCGCUCAACCCGCAGGGGCACAAGAUAUCUCUCGGGGCGAUGCUGCGCCUGGAGGUCGAGCCGGCCUCCGGAACGUUCCGGAUUUCGGUCCGCGCGGUUCACGUGACGGUUGCCGUUGGUAUCCGGCAACUGUUGAUUUCUCAGCUCGAUGGUAGCAGCGGUGGCGGCGGGGCGGUCGGGGAAGUUGUGGGCGCGGGCGGGGUGGGGGCUUAGAGGGUCGGCCUUGGUAUGGGCGACGCUGGGGCCCCGUUCUUCUCCCCAUUGCUAUUUGCCUCGCUCUCUAUCCUGGCGUCUCGUUCGGUGUAUGAAGUAUGUAACGUGCUGUCCUUGUUUUGCACCAGGUGAAAUGUGCUUUAUGUCAAUGUAGAUGCGGCGGUUGUUUUGCCCCGGCCUGUUUUUUGGUUAAACGUAAAGCGCUACAUAUUGCAUGUUUUGUGGUGUUGCUCCCCUUGAGCGCUACAGCAGAAGACAACCUGAGUCGCGUCGAAGUGCGGCGGGCAGGCACCAAAGAGAUCAGCGUCGCCGACGCGCUUCAUGCCUUGGGGCACGGUGUAUUUUUGUUGGUCGAAUACUCCUCUCAUUUUCGUAAUUUAGGCUCCUGCUUCGCUCUGUAGCCAACGUGGCGCCGCAGAUCUUGUAAAUUGAUUCGAGCACUAUUCAGCGGUGCAACUUGCAGCACGAGGGUGCUUGUUUAAAGGAGGCAGCAAUGAUUUUUGCCUUUUUUUGUGAAUCAUUUCGAGGACGAGCAGGCGAAGGGGCAAUGAAUUCCCUCAUCUCCGGUGCACGUUUUACUCCAACCCCGCCGUGUCCUACAUAUUUACCUUACUCAUAUCGAGGGCGAGCGAUGCACGUUUAUUGCUGUGAUUCUGUUCACCACAGGUCGCGACGCACGGAAAGAGUUCUUUGCCAGUUUGUUCGGCCAUUGGAUUCCUAAUCAGAAUGGCGU